AUUGGAGACCAUAAAGGGAGGCUACGCAGGCCAGAGACCUGGCUUCUUCCACCUGUGGCCCCUGCACCCCUCAGGCUCACCCGCUGCUGUGGGGGCAUCUGUGGAGUCCCUACCUGCACCUGAACACACCUGAGCAGUACCUGGGCAGGGAGCCAAGAGCAUCUGCACCUCGGGAGCCUGUGGCAGGCUUAAACCCCCAGAGCAUGGACCGUGUGACCAGAUACCCCAUCUUUAGCAUCCCCGACUCACCAGGCGUGGCCAGCCUGGCUCUCAAUGGGGAUACUGGCUACAUGUUCGAGCUGGUGGACGUGGAGCCCUCAGCCAGUGGCUGGGGCCAGGACCAGCCUCAGGCAUGGACCACUGACUACAAAGCCCAGUUGGACGUGGUGAGGACAGGGGUGCCCUGCAGUCUGCGUGCUGUUCCCAGCCAACUGUUCCUGCGGCAGGAGGACCACGAGGAUGAGGAGGUGAAAGCUUACCAGUUGGACACCAGGGACGCCUCACCCAGGUGGCCACGAGACUUGCAGUGGGAGCACUGGGUGGUCAUCCAGAACCAGGCAGUCAGGAAGAGUGGCACUGUGGCCACACUCCAUGGCACCCCUGGCCACAGGGAUACCAGGACCUCUGGCCGACCCCAGUCCAUGCCCCUGGAAGAAAACGUGAUCAACAGGGAGCAGAUCGACUUCCUGGCAGCAAGGCAGCAGUUCCUGAGUCUAGAGAAGGCAAACGCGGGGAUUCCUCAGAACCCCCAGGCCAGGGUGGCCCCCACAUGUGCCCCACCCAGGAUCAGCCAGGCCCCCAAGGCCUUGAACGGGCUGUCCCUAGCCAAUGGCUAUGUUGUCUCAGUCCAGCCCCAGGUGAAGGAAAAGAAGAGGGUCCAUGGUUUGUCUAAGGCAUCUGGUAUCCAAGCUGUGGAUGACCCUGGUUCCCAGUCCCCAGCUGAGUCACUGGAGGUCCCCAAGGAGACGCCCAUUGAGCGGGAGAUCCGGCUGGUCCAGGAGCGCGAGGCUGCUCUGCGCAAGCAGAGGGGUCUGCAGCGGGCCGACAACCACCAGGAGCUGGUGGAGAUCCCCACGCGGCCACUGCUGACCAAGGUGAGCCUGACCGCGGCCCCGCGGCGGGACAGGGGACGCCCAUCGCUCUAUGUACAACGUGACAUGGUGCAGGAGACGCAGCGUGAGGAGGACCACCGGCGGGAAGGCCUGCAGGUGGGCCGGGCCUCCACGCCCGACUGGGCCUUAGAGGACCCCCGGCCUGGACUCAGGAGAGCCUUCAGCUCGGACUCCAUCCUUGGCCUGGCCCCAGACGCCAGUGCAGCCGAUCCCGCCCCAGACGUGAGAAAGGUAAACCGCAUCCCACCUGCCGCCUACCUGCCGUACCUGAGCCCUGGGACGCCCCAGCAAGAGUCCCCAGCCCUCCGCGCAUACAGCAAGCCAAGUGGGCUCUCUGCAGAUGAGGGCAAGGCGGUGGCCUCUCCAAAGGCCACAGGGUCUCAAAGGCUUGUCUCGGCAACCUCUGGAAAACCUUCAGGCACGAAGCAGGAGAGCUGGAAGCCCCCCAGGGGACCCCUGCAAGCCAACGGGGGUGUGGUGCGAUGGGAAUACUUCCGCCUGCGUCCCCCGCUGUUCAGGGUCCCAGAUGUGCCCCAGAAGGCUGAGCCCCCAGGAAUCUGGGGCUGGGAGGUGGCUAGGGCGCCAGCGCUGAGGCUACAAAAGUCCCAGUCAUCUGAGCUGCUGGAGAGGGAGGUGGAGAGUGUCCUGAGGCGGGAGCGGGAGGUGGCCGAGGAGCGGCGGAAUGCUCUCUUUCCAGAAGUCUCUCCGCCCCUGGAGGAGGGUUGUGACCAAGACUCCAGGAGUUCCUCCCAGGCAUCCGGCAUCAUGGGCAGCUACUCAGUGUCUGAGUCUCACUACUUCGCCCCCAUCUACCUGCACUCGGGCCCGGUAUGGACGGCGGAGGGCCCAGCCGAAGCUGCUCCUGAGCAGAGAAAGAAGAAGGAACAGUGGUACGCUGGCAUCAACCCUUUAGACCACGUCAACUCGGAGGUCCUGGAAGCCACGCGGGUGACCCGCCACAAGAAUGCCAUGGCGGAACGCUGGGAAGCUGGAGUCUACGCCAGUGAAAAUGAAGACUGAGCCUGAGGAUAGGGGCGCCCACCCCCUGCCAUGCCUGGCCCUGUGGGAACUGCCAAGACCGUGACAGAGCCCCCCACCUUAGGAAACAGGUCCCCAUUUAAAUCCACCAUCCGAGAACCACAAGUGAAGUGCUGACAAUCCUGAGGGCGGGUGUGCCUUCAGACUCGAGGGCUUACUUUUCUGUUUUUACUUUCCUGGAAAAACUGUUCUGCUUUCUGGGUCUCAAGCCAGGGAUGAAAUGGUACCUCUGUUGAGUCUUUCUGCUUCAAAGAUUUUGCCAAACACUCUUAGAUCCAAGAAGAAAGGAGACCAGCACCCAGCCUUCCAGAUUUAAUUGUUCCUGCUAGUCUGAGGGGGGAGGGACUAUUGGGGAGGGGGGCAUGGAUCCUGGCACCUUAAGGAGCUGCAAGUCUGAAGGGGAAGACACUUGACCCCUCCCUUUAAGUCCCAAUCUGAGAGAGGAUACCCGCCCCACUCCAACCAGGGGGAACCUUCCAGUCUGAAGGAGACCUGAGCUCCCAAUCUGAGGGCCUCCAUGCCUCCCUGGAGUCCCCACCAUGGUGCACCAGAAAAGCCCUGACAUUAUGGAGUCCUGUGUGGACAGCACCUGACCUGGCAGAGAAAAGUGCUUGAUUUGAGGGCUUAAAGGGGUCCUUCUGCCCUCCUUCAAAGUGCUUGUCCACACCCACCAUGAAAUAAACCCUCCCUCCUCUGCCCGGUUCAUUUCACUUGGUGACACUCACUGCUCCCACGGGUACCUCUGGCCCCCACCCCACCCCACGGGGCUGUGAGCCCCACUAUGGGCUGGCAGGGUCACACUCGGCAUCCCAAGCAUGUGGCAUGCAGUUAGUGUUCAACCAGUGUUUGUGGAGUGAUGGUCUUCCGUGGCACCAGCCCCAGGCCUUUUUCCAUGUCACCCUGUCCCACUGAGUCAGUCACUGCUUGUCAAUCAUACUCACAGUACUUAUUAUGGACAAACACUGUGUGACUGCACUCACAGGAGGUCCCCAAAGGAGUGAGAUUCACAGACAGCAAGUAGAUGGUGGGGGGCAGGGACUGGGGGAGGGGAUGGGAGUGAGUGUUUAAUGGGGACAGUUUCAGUUUGGAAAGAUGGAAAGUUCUGGAGCUGGAUGAUGGGAAUGGCUGCAGGACGGUGUGACGGUGCUUAAUGCCACUGAGCUGUGCACUUAACAAUGGUUAGGAUGGUAAAGUUUAUGUUAUGUGUACCUUAAUACAAUAAAGUAAAAAACAAGUAUUGGCUCUCUUGAAGGCAAAAAAGUCCUUGGGGAGGACCAUCCAGAGGAUGCUUAAAAAAAUUGGAAGUGCCCUAAAAAUGCAAUAUCCCCUUUGAAAUUCUUGACUUGUCCUGACCAGUACGUCCUGAUGAGGCCAGAAGCAUGACCAUUGGAAAUGUCUUGUUUUUACCAUUCGCUUUUCAUUUAAUUCUUUUAAUGAGGCAGGUCCCUUAGAAAGUGGGGACAGAAUUCUAUCCACCUGCUGGGCCCGGGAGGUAUUCGGUGAGACGUUUAAAUAAAUUCUCAGUGGAAUUCCCAAAGGAGGGCAGGUCUGUCUGGAAAGUGGAUGGCACACCUCAGAUCCCCUAUCUGUAGGUCCCUGGUGGCCCCUCAUUCUUUCAUGUGAAGGGUGGGUACUCUCUUCUUUGGUUUUCCCUCAGCUAAGUGUAUUGUAAUCCAGGAAGGCCUCGAGGAGAGUUCUCUCCCAGGCCGUUAGAAAGGCUGAAAUACAAACCGAGUGUCGAACUAAACUGAAGGGUUCUACUUGCCCCGAGGGCUAGCUCAGCCAUACAAUAUCGGGCGCACAGCCCACAUCCUGCUUGACAGAAAAAAAUAACUGUCCCCCCUUACACACAUCUUGCUUGAUUAGGCAAGCACAUCUCGCACACAUCCUGCUUAGCUGGUAAAAAUUUUCCCCGUGACCCAAAUCAGCUUGUUUUUUUGUUUUUUUUUAAGAUUUUUUUUUAU
This is a messenger RNA of Hipposideros armiger (great roundleaf bat), 4114 nucleotides long. RefSeq names its product mitotic spindle positioning (gene MISP). The transcript has 5 exons. The coding region runs from base 204 to 2132 and encodes 642 amino acids. The record is from RefSeq and is a predicted model, not a curated record. NCBI's taxonomy places the organism in Eukaryota, Metazoa, Chordata, Mammalia, Chiroptera, Hipposideridae.